Trichobilharzia szidati is the source of this 1924-nucleotide messenger RNA. The record is from the annotation of a GenBank genome assembly. NCBI's taxonomy places the organism in Eukaryota, Metazoa, Platyhelminthes, Trematoda, Strigeidida, Schistosomatidae.
AUGAUGCCUGUACAAACGUUGCCUAAUUUUAUUUUUGGUAAUGUGGUUUGUUGGUCCCGGUUAUUUGUAAAAAUGGAACAAGUACGCCAUGGUCAAGAAUCAUGGGCUCAGUUUGAUGAUGAUAACGACAGUUGUUUUGUUAGGGAAACUCUUUCCGUCCCUAAUUCCGCUCCUUAUUGCUGUUUUCCAUCUUUCUCUUAUCAGUCUUCGGUGAUGAUAAAUUCACAUUUUCCUAGUUUAGGACUAACUACUAAUCAGAAUUUGGGAUUAACUUCUUCGCCUGUUUGUACUUCUGGUCAGUUAAAUGAUCUGUCCGGUUCAUUAUUACCAUCUUUUGCAUCAUAUCAUUUACCUAAACAACAAAUAAACUCGGAAAAAUUAGAAUCUGUACAUCAUGGGAAUUUAACUGGUUACUCACAAGCCAAUAUUUCUCUACAGUCUACAGAUAUACGAUUUCCUGGUAAUACAUGUACAACUAAAUGGUCUAGUUUAGACCAUCCAACUGUUGUUGAAGCGAAUCACUCUAAAACUAAUCCUUUGAAUCUUCCCUCUGCAGUUACAACAACUUUCAAUUCCGUAAACAGUACAAAAAAUAAUUGUCUUAUAUCAAGGCAAGCAAGCACAGAUCUAUGGACAGUCACACCAGAUCAAAAGGCUUACUAUUUAUCUCAAUUCCUUAGAUUACAACCUGAUAUACGUUCAAAACUAAAUGGAAUACAAUCAAAAGCAUUUUUUGAAUUAUCAAAGUUACCUUCAUUAGAAUUAUCAAGAAUUUGGGAAUUGUCAGAUCUUGAUCGUGAUGGACAUUUAACCUUGGGUGAAUUUUGUGUUGCAAUGCAUUUGGUUGUGUAUAAGUUGAACGGUGUACCAAUUCCUGAUACUCUACCAUCAGCUUUAUUUGAAUUAGUAGAAAGUAAUUGGUUAUCAGCGAAAAUAACACAACAACCACUUACACAGUCAUCACAGUCGACAAUUACAAAAGCAGCCACUAUUGAUAAUUGUGAUCACGAUAUGUUGACUGAUUGUACAAUGAGUUCGUGUAUACAAAGAAAUUAUGUCAAUCCAACUAUGUAUGAUAAUACAGAUAUGCGUAAUACUCACCAAGAAUCGGAUUGUCGACAACAGUUGCCGUUAUCUUCACCUCUUCUUCAUGCAUCUAAUCACAGUCAUCAGCAUCAAAUUAAAACAACUGGUACCUGUGUAUCACCUAUUGAUACAAUGAAUUCAACUCUAAAUUCUACUGAAUUCAAACAGCAACAGCAAAGACGUUGGUCAAUAUCAAGUCAAAGUGAUAUUUGUUCAUUAGCAGAGGGCAUGAUGUUGUUUGAAUCAAAACCAAAUAUGGAUGCACAACUAAAACAUCCUAUCCCGUUGAGAGUUCGAACCUUGCCUUCAAGUGUAAUCCCUGAAAUAAAUCCAAUGCAUAAUUCUCUAGUUUCUACUGAUAAUGGUCAUCAUCAUCAACAGCAGAAUAGCGAUCUGUCAAAAACAUAUAAUUUCCCGAAGAAAAAUGCAUUUUACACUACAGCAGAUCCAUUGGUUAUUAAUUCUAAUUUCCCAGGCAAACUAGAUAGUGAUAAUUGUGCUAAACCCUCACCUUCUGAAUUAGUCAAAAGUCAACAUUGUGAAUCAUUCUCACCUCAGCAUACUGCCAAUCAGUUGUCAUUAUCAACAUCAAAAUCUGCACCACCGCCGCCUCCUCGGGCUAAUUUGUUACUUGUAACUAAUAUUGAUUCUGUCGAUGUUGGUACACAGAAAUCCAGUUCAAUUAGGGAUGGAGAAGUUAGUAAAACUAUUUCGGUACUGACAACGACUACAUUGGAUCAGUGGGAAGCCAGGCUUACAGAUUCGCAUUCAUUUCUUGAGAGUAUUGAAGCGUUAAAAUGUCAAUGUGAUCAAGUUAGUCAAGUCAAUGAACAAUUAG